UUUAACACAGCCCAGCCUGCUCUCUGUGCAUUCACAUUAGAGGCAACACAGGAUACACACUCACACACACAUACACUCGUAACCACUCACGCACUCAAUCAUAUCUCAGACUGGAGUCAGAGUGAGGAAACAGAAUGCCAGGGAAGGAAGCUGUGAAGCCGGUGGGAAAGCAGAAUUUGCUUCAAGUCUACAAGGCUCUUUUCUGACCCACUCAGAGGAUCUGAGGGAGAAGUUUAGAUUCCUAACAGCAGGAAAGUAUCUGAUGACCUGAUCGUUUCUUUUCUUUCUUAAUUUUUUUUUUUCAUUUGGAAAGAGGCCAGAAAACAGAAGGUGAUUUUAGAUUCCUUUAAGCCGUACGAACUCAACCUAACUUGGAAACCACCUUCCAGAGAAGACAUACAUCAGGAGGAAAUUCUUGAAAUUCUCUUCGUCUCCGACCUCUCACCGCUCCUCAGGUCUCUCAGGGUCCCAUCAUCUGCUGCCACCAUCAAACUGUAAGAGGACACAUCAUCAGGUUUUACCUCACAUAGAGACAAACAAGAUGAGUCUGUCACGGAACGGGACGCUGGAGAAGACGGUAUCUGAGCAGGGCCACUCUGAGCCACGCUCCCUCUCCAGAGCGGGGUCAGGGGUCGUGGUGCCGCCUCCAUACUCACCGGGCGGAAGCGAUGCUGCUGAAACUCCCCUGGAGUUGAGGGGCUCUCUGGACUGCUGGGCAUGCUCUGUGCUGGUCACUGCCCAGAAUCUGAUCAUCGCACUGAUCAACGCUCUGCUGGCCAGCGUCGUGUUCGGCACCAUCCUCACCCCGGCUCUCACUAUGCUCACAUUCGGCUUCCUCUGCCACUCCACGGUGCAGCCCCACGGGACGUCUCUGUACUGCUCAGACAUUCUGGAUGACGGCGGCUGCGUGGCUCUGCUGGUCGUGGGUUUCCUGCUGCUCGCCCCUCUGCUGGUCCUGGCGCUGGCUGCCUACUGUCGCCUGGCCCGACACCUCCAGCUGGGCAUGUGUUUCAUUCCCUACAGCCGGGCCGUCUACAAGAACCUGCCUGCCUCACGCCAACGGGGGGGUCGAGGAGGAGGCUGCUGUGGGCAGCAGGGAGGCUCAGAGAGGGAGAGGAAGGGCAGUGUAUGGGUGUAGGAGAGGAGAGGAGGGUUGUACAGGGUUGUAUCCAUGUUUAAUGUCUAGACUUGGGUUGUUUGAGACUGGCUCUUUUUUUUUUUUAAGGAAAUUUUCAUUGUAUUUCCUUUUCUACAGCCAUUGUAAAAAUCCAUCAUAUUUCAUCUUUUAUAUUGAUUGUUUGGAAGUCUAUAUUGUUCUUUUAUACUAGUCCAUGUAUUUUUAUACCUUUUUACAAUAAAGUGUUGCUCGUCCUACAAGCUGAAUUUGUGAUUCAUAUAAUUUUGCAGAGGGAACAUGAUGGAGUGUGAAAUGAGCCGAUUUCAUUUAAGAGAGAUGAGGGAGAAGUUCAGAGACGUAUAAAAUACACUGAGUAGAAUCAUCUCAUUAUUUAAAGUCAUAUCAUUAUUUUAAGUGUGUGGAUUUUCUUUGGAUUGUAGAAUUAUGUGAUGAGAUUCAUCAGCCAUGUGCAAAGGAACAUCAUGGUUACUGUUAUUUUACUAUCUCUGCAGGUGUCAAACAUGUUGCCUAUUCUCAUUAAAACUCUAACAAUUACAUAGUUAGAGAUAUAUAAUAUAUAUAUAAUCAUUAAUGACUUGUUUUUUGAAUCUACUAAGCUACUAACUAAAUCUGUCAGAUAACUGCAGUAAAGUAAACAGUAUAAUAUGUCCUGUCCAAUUGUAGUAGAGCAGAGGUAUAAAGUAUCAUAAAGAGGAAAUACUCAAGUAAAGUAAAAGUACCUCAAAACUGUAUUCAAGUGCAGUACCUGAAUAAAUGUACCAGCUACUUCUACCUCUGCACUCUGUUAGCAGAGGUAUAAUAGUUUCAUUCUUUUUUAAACAUCAUAGACCAACUUAUACUUGGUGUGAGUUCAGAUACGUAUUAAUGUACUUUCUCAUCAAUCUGUGAAAAAUGAAUAACACAUUUCAAGUCAAACCACACAAUUGGUUCUAGAAGGGAAAUGACUCUAAACGAAGAAUUUUGAAUUUAUUUUGGACCUUCAUCUACCUCUACUGGUGCUUUUAGGAAUUGCAACCACAUCUUUUUGCUCCUAAAACAGAAACACAGUGUAAAUUCUGAUUGUAAAUUUACACCAUUAAGCAAAACAAAGAGUCUUAAUUUCAAAUGUACUUCGUGUAAAAUAUCUCCAGUGUAAUAGAAACUUUAUUUUGUAAACUGUAUCUAGAAAUGACAUUAGAUAUUAAGCACUAUUCAAUGCAUAUUUAUGUUCAGUUGUUAUGUUGUCAUGUCACAUCAUGUCAUACGUGCUUGUUCACGAGAUACACAGUGUAAUAUUACACACUGUGAUGAUAUUGACAAGUGAAUACACAUUACAGUUUGUCACACUCCUGUUUAGAAAACUGAACAUUCAACGAAUAAAUUGUAAU
Molecule: messenger RNA, 2505 nt
Organism: Seriola dumerili (greater amberjack)
Lineage: Eukaryota; Metazoa; Chordata; Actinopteri; Carangiformes; Carangidae
Gene: tmem88a
Product: transmembrane protein 88-like
Exons: 3
Coding region: 542-1138 (198 amino acids)
Cellular component (GO): plasma membrane
Molecular function (GO): PDZ domain binding
Source: RefSeq, a predicted model, not a curated record